Messenger RNA from Aplosporella prunicola CBS 121167, 300 nucleotides. RefSeq lists its product as uncharacterized. Lineage: Eukaryota; Fungi; Ascomycota; Dothideomycetes; Botryosphaeriales; Aplosporellaceae. The record is from RefSeq and is a predicted model, not a curated record. The transcript has 2 exons. The coding region runs from base 25 to 249 and encodes 74 amino acids.
AAUUGCGAGGAGGAGUUUGACGUUAUGAACAACGAUAAGGGCGAUUGCGUCUAUCAUCCCGGCGAGCUCGAGGUUUAUGAUGGAGACGACUUCUGGGCCGACCAUGAUGAGGAUUGCCAUGGUGUCAUUGACACAGAAGAAAUGCGCAAGAUGUUUCCCGAGGGUUUUAUGUGGGACUGUUGUGAGGUGAAGGGCGAUGAGCCUGGCUGCAAGGAAUCUAGGCAUCGGCCUUCACGAUUUUUUCCGUAAUUCAAUUUGGAUGGCGAUGCGAGUCGUUUUACGAAGAGGGUUUUUACAAAU